Messenger RNA from Daphnia carinata, 706 nucleotides. RefSeq names its product large ribosomal subunit protein eL33-like (gene RpL35A). The transcript is spliced from 5 exons. Bases 135 to 638 code for a protein of 167 amino acids. Gene Ontology annotation, biological process: ribosomal large subunit biogenesis; cytoplasmic translation. Gene Ontology annotation, molecular function: structural constituent of ribosome. The record is from RefSeq and is a predicted model, not a curated record. Gene Ontology annotation, cellular component: cytosolic large ribosomal subunit; ribosome. NCBI's taxonomy places the organism in Eukaryota, Metazoa, Arthropoda, Branchiopoda, Diplostraca, Daphniidae.
UUAUUCCAUUUUCCAUUUCAGUUCCAUAGUUUUUUUCCUCAUUUGGCAACUACGCCGAAUUCCUUCUUUUCUUCGGCUCUAGAGGCCACUACUGUCACGAGUCUUUCCCAUAGUCGUCUCCGAAAAAGCGGAAAAUGGUGGAGAAGAAGACCGAGAAAAAGGUAACCAAGGUUGCUAAAGUGGCCGGUGACAAGCCAGAGAAGACAACUAAAAAGGCGGAGAAGAAGCCAGCCGAGAAGGCUACAGAGAAAGCAGAUGCCACCAAAAUCAAGAAGCGCAAGGUGAAGGCUACCAAAAGGCCAUUCUCCAGGCUCUAUGCCAAGGCCAUCUUCACUGGCUACAAACGUGGUCUGAGGAAUCAGCAUGAAAACACAGCUCUCCUCACCAUUGAGGGAUGUCAGAAGAAAGAAGAUGCCUGGUUCUAUGUUGGCAAGCGGUGUGCCUUUGUCUACAAGGGAAAACGCUACCAAGCAUCUCUUGGUGACAAAUCAAAGAAAUCCAAAAUCCGCGCAAUCUGGGGUAAAGUUACACGGCCUCAUGGAGGUGCAGGAGCCGUACGAGCUAAAUUCAAGUCCAACCUGCCCGCUGUCGCUAUGGGACACCGCGUUCGCAUCAUGAUGUACCCGUCGACCAUCUAAAUGUGGAUGUUUGUUUCACAUGGCGCUGUAAUAAACUGCUCCGUGAAAAAAAAAUUGUUUAAAACCAA